Molecule: messenger RNA, 1218 nt
Organism: Ostreococcus lucimarinus CCE9901
Lineage: Eukaryota; Viridiplantae; Chlorophyta; Mamiellophyceae; Mamiellales; Bathycoccaceae
Product: MIT family transporter: magnesium ion
Exons: 3
Coding region: 1-1218 (405 amino acids)
Biological process (GO): magnesium ion transport; transmembrane transport
Cellular component (GO): membrane
Molecular function (GO): magnesium ion transmembrane transporter activity
Source: RefSeq, a predicted model, not a curated record
AUGGUUGGUAAACCGCCGCGUGGGGUUGGAAACUACGAUAAACCGAACGGCGACGAUAUCGAACCCGUCAAAGCGGUGCCGGUGUCGACGUCGGGGCGUGCCAAGGUGGGAUGGGUGCGCAUCAACACUCUGGGCGUUGUCAACCGGUUGUCGAUGGAGAAGACAAAAAUCGCGACUUUGCUCAGGGUACCGCUGCGGGAUUUGCGCGUGCUCGAACCGACGACGGCAGAUUCGUACUCCGCCGCGGUACUGUGUCGUGAGCGCGCGAUCGUGGUGAAUUUGGAGCAGAUUAAAGUGUUGAUCACCGCCGAAGAAGUCAUCAUGACGGAUUCGCAAACGAGCACGGUGACGCACUUUUUGCCCGAGCUCCAAACCCGGUUCGAAACAUCGCCCGAAAAAGAAUUACGCCAGGCGCAGCCCACCACGGAUGAGUUCCCGUUUGAAUUCGUAGCCCUGGAAGUUGCGCUGGAGAUGGUGUGUAACACCCUGGAGGUAGAGGCGAACAAAGUCGAGCUCGACGCCAAGCCCGCGCUCGAGGCGCUUCGUAAGCGGGUCGACAACGUCAACCUCGAACGCGUGCGAAGGAUGAAGACGAGACUCGUGCGCGUCGCUGGUCGCGUGAGCAAGGUUCGAGAAGAGAUUCAACGUUAUUUAGACGAUGAUUCCGACAUGCGUGACAUGUAUUUGACGCGUAAAUCGAAACAACAGUCGGAAUCACUCAGAAGGGAGGGCUCCGUGACGUCGCCUCCGCCCAACGGCGCGGAUGGCGGCCAACGAGGCGCGACGGCGCACUAUCAGCUCGAGCACGCAUUGAGUGCGUCGAGCGGACGAUCUCCGCUCGGUGUGCACGGCGUGCACACACAAAACAAGGAUCUACAAGAGCUCGAGGAUUUACUCGAAACGUACUUUACCCACGUCGAUUCCACCCACCGCUCGCUCAACGGUUUGAACGAGUACAUCGAUGACUUGGAGGAUUUGAUCGAAAUUGAACUCGAUUCCCAGCGUAACCAGCUCAUCAAACUCGAGCUCAUCCUGACCACCGCGACGCUGUGCCUGACGUGCUUCUCCGUCGUCGUCGGCAUCUUUGGCAUGAACAUCAAAAACAACGUCGAAAAUGAGCAUGGCAUGUUUUUGUUGGUCGUCUUGCUCGGUUCAGCGGCGACGAUCGGCAUGUUCAUCAUCCUGUUGCGCGUGUGCCGAUAUUACAGGCUCUUCUAG